This is a messenger RNA of Brenthis ino (lesser marbled fritillary), 207 nucleotides long. NCBI's taxonomy places the organism in Eukaryota, Metazoa, Arthropoda, Insecta, Lepidoptera, Nymphalidae. The record is from the annotation of a GenBank genome assembly.
AUGUUCGGUUCACAGGUAGAUGCCGUUGAUACAACGCGCGAGGACGAUCCAUCCGAACUAAUGAGAAAAAUAAUGGAGCCUUUUAUCUACAGUAUUGAGGUGCUUAAGCCCAACGCUAUCGAGUUCCGGACAGAAAUAGUGAACGGUGAAAGCGACGGUACUGUUAAAAGGGUAGAUAUAUUUUAUUGUGCACUAGUGACUUGUCCG